This is a messenger RNA of Didymella exigua CBS 183.55, 1174 nucleotides long. RefSeq lists its product as uncharacterized. The transcript has a single exon. The record is from RefSeq and is a predicted model, not a curated record. The coding region runs from base 105 to 1001 and encodes 298 amino acids. NCBI's taxonomy places the organism in Eukaryota, Fungi, Ascomycota, Dothideomycetes, Pleosporales, Didymellaceae.
CCCUUCCAUGCUCCUGACUCGUAGAACCAACAAGAAAAGGACUUCCUCCGCACGCUUUCAGAUCUUUUGCUUUCCUCACUCGUACCAAAUCAAAUUUCUUCGCCAUGCCACCACGAUGGCUACAGCAUCCUGUCACAGUCUUCUUGGUUCCUCUCACCAUUUUCUUGUGUCUACCAAACCUCUAUAAAUUUCUACCAUCUGUUACCGAUCCGUCAUAUGAUGAAGCAAGAUUGCAAAAGAUAGCCAGCCUGAUGGACGAAAUAUACACGACAUUGGCCGAUGCCACGUUUAUCCCACAUAAUGCCAUCUCUCGUGGUCCACAUGUCAUCAACACGACAUCGUUGCCAUGCAGACCAAGUGUCUCGGUGCUUCGCCUCAUGGAGCUCUUGCCGUAUGUGGACUCGUCACUAGUCAAUGAGCCCGACUGGAUCCACGGCGGCCAUUUCAUGGACUACAAGAAUACGGAGCACCUCGCAGACUUGUGCGAUCCUUGUCGUGGGCGGGGCAUCGAUUGGACCGACUACAUGUCACAAUCUGAUAUUGGCUUGACCAACUACGGCACCGGAGGCUGGAACGGUGACCGCAGUUGGGUGAUGAUCUAUGAUACUAAGAGGGAUGCAAUCAGGAUCUAUCGAGGCGAGCUGUGGGUUACUCGUGGAGGGGCGGAGCAGGAGUUCGGCGAAGAGAUGGAAUCUUGGUGGUUCGAAGACAACGGCGAGUUGUGGUGGGACAGGGACGAUGGCGCAGCGCACAUUCUGCGUGCUAUUGCGAAGAACUACCGAACCCUGAAGUGGACGCCGUGGGGAACAUCGAAUCGAGAGAAUGGAUUUGGCGUUCCUCCCCAGACUAUCAAAACUCUCCUUCAACGAAAUGGCUGGCCGACAGCGUUCGAUUGUGACCAGUUCAACGUCGAAUUCGUCCGCAAUAAGCACAAGCCUUCAGGCAAAGGUUACGCCGAGGCAGCGCUGAAGGAAGAUGAUAGUGUCGCGGGUCGGAGUUGACUUAUCGUAUAAAAUGGAUGGACGGAACGGGACGAGUCUAAAGGCGAGUGAUGGUAUGCGCAGGACCGAUUGAAGCACCACCGUCAAGCACUCGCAGACGUCACCGAUCUCGAAGAACAACAGGUAUAUUAAUGGCACAAAUAGCAAAACCUUUGGCGCCUUGAAACCUCCAA